This is a messenger RNA of Pyricularia grisea, 1968 nucleotides long. RefSeq lists its product as uncharacterized. The transcript has a single exon. Gene Ontology annotation, molecular function: chitin binding. NCBI's taxonomy places the organism in Eukaryota, Fungi, Ascomycota, Sordariomycetes, Magnaporthales, Pyriculariaceae. The record is from RefSeq and is a predicted model, not a curated record. The coding region runs from base 1 to 1968 and encodes 655 amino acids.
AUGAAGUCUUUUGCUACUACACUCGGCCUCGCGACCGCCUUCGCGAGCGUUAUCAACGCACACAGUGUUUUCACCACCUUGUUGAUCGACAAUGUCGAUCAGGGCGACGGAACUUGCGUCCGCAUGCCUAAUGAUCCUGGCACCGCCACAGACCCUAUCGACAGCAUCACCGGUCCCGACAUGGCCUGCGGCAAGGAUGGAGAGACAGCGGUUGCUUUCACAUGCCCGGCAUCUGCUGGCAGCAAGAUGACCUUUGAAUGGCGUCUUAACCCCGACUACUCGGCUCCCGGAAGCAUCGACAAGUCGCACAAAGGACCCUGUGCCGUUUACCUGAAGCAGGUAGCCGACAUUAAGUCUACCCCCGCCGCCGGUCCCGGUUGGUUCAAGAUUUGGGAUGAUGGGUACGAUGAAAAGGCGGGCCAGUGGUGCACUGAGAAGCUCAUUGCCAACAACGGCCUGAUGUCGGUUCAGCUCCCUACUGGCCUCCCCGGCGGCUACUACCUCGUCCGCCCGGAGCUGUUGGCCCUUCACGAAGCCGACAAGGGAGAUCCUCAGUUUUAUACCGGGUGUGCUCAGGUCUUUAUCGAUGGACCGACGGGCACCCUCGACGUCCCAGCCGAGGACUCAGUCUCCAUCCCUGGCUACGUCCAGCCGGGUCAGAAGUCGGUCAGCUUCAACGUCUGGCAGAACCCGCUGGACCUGCCAUACCCUAUCCCUGGACCCAAAGUGUACAACCCUACGGCUCCGAACGGCGCCGCCCCCAAGGCUGCCUCAGCCCAGUCGUACGACAAGACCGAAGUCGGCGCCGUGCCUGACAACUGCCUGCUCAAAGUCGACAACUGGUGCGGCACCGAGGUUCCCUCGUACAGCAACUCCAACGAUUGCUAUGCCUCUGCGACAGCCUGCGACAAUCAGCUCACGUUGUGCUACUCCGGCGCCGGGCCCACUGGCUCUGCUGGUUGCAAGCUCUGGGAGGCCAAGUGCCAGGGAAUCCAGGCUAACUGCGCGUCUAGCAACCCCAGUGGCCCACCAAACGCUGGGGUCAAGCUCCAGAGCCCCGAUCGCCAGCUUCCUGGCCCCAUUCCCAGCGCCGAGGACGUCGUCGACACCGCUGUUGCAUCUGUGCUGCCGGCUACCGGCGGUGCCCGUGCCGCCCAGGCCACUCCUGCUCCUGCUGCUCCUGCUCCUUCCGGUACUCCCGCUGCUGCCGACACUCCUGAUGCUGCUGAUACCCCUGCUCCUUCCGGUAUCCCUGUCCCCUCUGGUACUCCGGCUCCUUCUGAUACACCUGUUCCUUCUGGUACCCCUGCUCCUUCUGGUACUCCUUCUCCUUCCGCCGCCCAGGCACAGUCAGUCCAGGUCAAACAGCCCGUGCAGCCCGUGCAGCAGGCCGUCAAGCCCGUUGCUGUUGCCGUGCCCGAGCCGGUCGUUACAACCAUGGUGACCGUUUACACAACCGUCUUCGAGGGUGCGCCUGCCCCGGCAGCCACCAAAUCGGCCCAGACGACGGCCGACCAUGUGAAGAGCGUCAAGCCAGCCAAGACCAACACUGACACCAAGACAAACACCAACACCAAGCCUAACACCAAGUCCAAGGUCUUCCACCCGAUGAAGUCCGAGGCCGAGGGCACGACGGCGCCCCAGGGCAACCUGAAGGUUUCGGUGACGGGCCAGUGUGGCGCCGCGUCUGGUCAGACCUGCAAGGGCAGCGUGUUUGGCGAGUGCUGCUCAAAGUCAGGACGGUGCGGUUCCAGCCGGUUCCACUGCGGUGCUGGUAGCUCUAGCACCCGAGGAUGCCAGGCCAGCUAUGGCGUCUGCAAGGGCAACGACGGAGGCGCAGUCGCCCCCUCCCAGAACGGUGUUUCGGCCCCCACCACUCAGGCUAGCGAUAACCAGGGCACCGGUAGCCAAUACCAGCAGACUGCGGUCAGAAAGAUGCUUGACCAGCUGACUGGUGGGUUCUUUUAG